This is a messenger RNA of Solanum stenotomum, 1321 nucleotides long. RefSeq names its product protein PIN-LIKES 3-like. The transcript is spliced from 9 exons. Gene Ontology annotation, cellular component: membrane. Lineage: Eukaryota; Viridiplantae; Streptophyta; Magnoliopsida; Solanales; Solanaceae. Gene Ontology annotation, biological process: endoplasmic reticulum to cytosol auxin transport. The coding region runs from base 62 to 1285 and encodes 407 amino acids. The record is from RefSeq and is a predicted model, not a curated record.
ACAACUUUACUGUUUUAUGUAGAUUCGCAUGUGGUAGAAUUGGGAUUGCACAUAAGAUAAGAUGGGGCUGUUGGAUCUCUUCAUCACUGCAUCAAUGCCCGUCCUCAAAGUCCUUUUGAUUACCGCACUUGGAUUACUACUUGCUCUCGAUCGUAUCGACUUAUUGGGACAAGAUGCAAGAAAACAUUUGAAUAAUAUAGUAUUUUUUGUAUUGAAUCCAGCCCUUGUCUCCAGCAACUUAGCCAAAACAAUCACAUAUGAAAGCUUGAAAAAAUUGUGGUUCAUGCCUUUCAAUAUACUCUUCACUUUUAUUGUUGGUUCAAUUCUUGGUUGGGUAGUCCUUCAAAUUACAAGGCCUCCCCAACAUCUACGUGGACUGGUUGUUGGCUGUUGUGCUGCAGGAAACUUGGGCAACAUGCUUCUCAUUAUUAUUCCAGCCGUUUGUAAAGAGAAAGGGAGCCCUUUUGGGGAUCCUGGUGUUUGUCACACAUAUGGAAUGAGCUAUGCUUCACUUUCGAUGGCAGUAGGGGCAAUUUAUCUAUGGUCUUAUGUUUAUAAUAUUGUGAGAAUAUCAUCAAGUAGGAGCUCAAAGGAAGUUGAGAUCAAUGAUUCCUCCGCCAGUAUAUCUUCGAGAGAAGGCUCUAUAUCAACAGAAUCACUACUUCCGGCGAAGGCCCCACCAGAACAACUUGGGCUUCCUUCCACUAGAUUUGAUCACAAAACUCAGGCCCACCUUGGUACUGGACUAAAGCAGUUCAUGGAAAAUGUUUCAAGGAAGAUCAACCUGAAGAGAUUAUUGGCCCCUUCUACCACUGGAGCGAUUGCAGGUUUUAUAGUUGGACUUGUACCUCAGAUAAGGAAGUUGAUGAUUGGUGAUGUAGCUCCUUUACGUGUAAUCGAAAAUUCAGCUAUUUUACUAGGGGAUGGAGCCAUUCCACUUCUAACGCUGAUCAUGGGAGGUAACCUUUUGAAGGGUUUGACCGGUUCAGGGAUUCAGAAAUCCCUACUUCUUGGCAUUAUUGUUGUCAGAUACAUUGCCCUUCCUCUUAUUGGUAUCGUUGUAGUCAAAGGAGCUAUUCGCUUGGGCUUGGUGCAACAUGAUCCAUUAUAUCAAUUUGUGCUUUUACUUCAAUUUGCACUUCCACCAGCAAUGAACAUUGGCACCAUAACACAGUUAUUUGGAGCUGGUGAGAGUGAGUGUUCAGUGAUUAUGUUUUGGGCUUAUGCAUUGGCUUCAAUAGCGCUUACUCUGUGGACAACAUUCUUCAUGUGGCUUGUAUCUUAACUUCAUUUUUUUAAUAUCAGACAUAAACAAGUUGAC